Pieris napi is the source of this 1963-nucleotide messenger RNA. RefSeq lists its product as uncharacterized. The transcript is spliced from 6 exons. The coding region runs from base 685 to 1932 and encodes 415 amino acids. Lineage: Eukaryota; Metazoa; Arthropoda; Insecta; Lepidoptera; Pieridae. The record is from RefSeq and is a predicted model, not a curated record.
AAUGUAAAUACCAUAAGACAUGUUGAUUACGAUCUUUUGCAUAUCAGAAGAAUAAGGCCUGACUUAUUGAAUGGAAAACAUAUUACACUUUCAUUAAUUAAGUAUAUUACUUAAUUAAAUAUAUACUUUUAAUAGUAUUAUUUUAGGGCAAAAAAUCGACCUGAUGGUAAAAAUCGAUCCACAAAGGCUUUAGAUAAAAAAAAGCUAGAUUUACAAGGGCACUGCAUAGAAUUGUUUUUCCAGUUCGUGAGUUUCACAAUGAGCUUCUUUAAAUAAAACUUUUUGUUUGAUUGACAGAUGACUGCAACUCAAAGCUCUAUAAUCUUAUUCGCAUUUCAAGUCACAAAUAUACCAAAAUUCAUACAAAAAAUGGUUUGACAGCUCUUGAAACUAAAUUUAAGUUUCAACGACGUUCUAGAAUACUAGCCUAAGAGUCAGAGUCCAGAUUCAGAAAAGUCUCGACUCAAAAUCACACAAAAAAGCACUGAAAGCGCCGCCUAUUAAAAUAUACUGUAGAAUAAUAGUUAACACGUAUUUUCCCUAAUAUCUAAUGCAUCUAUAAACUCCUUUCAGGUUUAAAACUAGAACUUGCCAAACAGAAGACAUCUGUCAUUUUAGCCCGUAAUUUUUGAUACAAUAAUAUUUUUAUUUCUAAUGAUUAUUUAUUAACUGGUGAAAUUGCAAAUGGAUCGAGAUAGUGAAAUGCUCUUCACUAAUAAAGAAGAAUUAGUGAAUACAGCAUCAAUUCACUAUUACUGGGAUCUCGUUAUCAAUAAAUACGCAAUCCUGUUUUUCCAAUAUAUUAUAAGUAUUAUUUACACAAUAUAUACUCGGCUAUCCCUUUUCAAUACGGCAGUUUUUUUCUUCAAAUUCGCUCCAACAGGAAUCUUUAUGCAUAAGUAUAUAAAACAAAUUAACAGAAAAUCACAAGAAAUAUCAAGACAGCAACAAAACGAAAUUGAAGACAUUCAACUUCAGAUACAAAUAGUCAACACAAAGAUGAGUAUACAAGAGACAGAAUACGCAGAGAGAAUAGAAGAGUUAAAUAAAAGUACCUCCCGACUUCGAAAAGGCCGGGCCCAAGUGCGCAGCCUCAUUCAGUCCGAUGAUGAGAUACGACACACUAUCAACACUGGUAACAUCAUGGAGUACAACUCAGAGAUUACGGCACAGUGUUCGGCAGUAGAUUGUGAAUCGCUAUUAAAAAUGCUCAAAGGAUUAGAGAGCGAUCAGAUUGUAGAAUGUGAGAAGCUCAAACCCGGCGACAGCUCGGACGACCUAGCUACUCAAGAGAACAGCAUAUACUCCACAAUAAGUGAAUCGGAAAGCACGCAAGACUGUACCAUCAAGAUUGUAAAAGUGACCAACGUGUAUAAGGUCGCAUAUCUUAAACAUUACAUCAAACAGACUCGACUACGAAGGGCUAAUAGAAUAGCAAUCCUAAAGAAAAAGAUUGACAACGUAAAAAAGCUGCUAGAGGACUGGCAAACAUCCUUAAACAUGGUGAUAAACAGCAAGUUGACGCUACUGAGUAUGAACCAGCAAUGUUUUAUGACACCCCAGGAGGCAAUGGGCGACGGUUCUCAAGCGAAUUAUAGAGACUUCUCAGACUCGGAUAGUGAUUUCCGAAAUAGUAAUAAUAAUGAUAAUGGGCCUGACGAGUAUAGUUUGAGUUGGGCACACAAUGCCUAUUUGCAUCAACGAAGCAUGAGUCGCUGCGAUUAUGAUGAUUAUGACACAGCAGUAUCAAAGGAAUCUUACGAGCAAGAAGAUUUGAAUGACAAAUAUCCACAGAUAAUGACAGAUUCUAAACUAACCGGACCUGGUUAUUUAGUUGCACUUCCUGAGGAAACGCCGAGUCAAAUGGCGAUAGAGGAAAUAAGGAGCGAGGCGAGCGAAGAUGGGGAUUGUCGCGAUCUUGUUGCAAUGUAGGAAUUUUAAUUUAAAUAAACAUUACGAUGAA